Messenger RNA from Adineta steineri, 1362 nucleotides. NCBI's taxonomy places the organism in Eukaryota, Metazoa, Rotifera, Eurotatoria, Adinetida, Adinetidae. The record is from the annotation of a GenBank genome assembly.
AUGUCGGCUACGGUACAUCCAUCGAAUGAUGUGGAAAGCACAACUGAUGUAUUAUCGACUUCAUCAACAGCUGUUACAGGACGAAAAUUGAGCAGAUCUCAAAAAGUGCUUAUCAUUGUGGGUUGUUUUGUCGGAUUAGGUCUAAUAAUAACGGUUAUUGUUGUACCUAUUGUUGUAAAACGACAAGGAUCAUCAUCAUCAUUAGCAUCAUCACAAACGACAAUGACUUCAGUUGAUAUGUUGGAUGUCACACUAUUCACUUCAUCAGAAACUUCAAUGGCUGCACAUGUUGUAACUCCAGGUCCACCAUGUGAAACACUGACAUUUGCUCCAUCCUUUACACGUAACCUUGAAUAUUCGUUGCGUUUAAUCGCUACUGGUAAUUUCAAUGGGGACAAAUAUACGGAUCUUGUUAUUUUUUAUCUGCUUGAAAAUACUAUGGAGAUACUCUUUGGUUGUACCAACGGAAGUUUUGAAGGACAAGGGUCACUUCGAACUUUAGAGGGUGCUGUUUCGUCUGCUAAAAUCGCAGAUUUCAACGGUGAUAAACAUGCAGAUAUUGCCAUGAUUUACCUGCUCGACUACGGUCUAAGUGUGAUACUUGGAGAUGGCACAGGAAAUUUUGGAUCGGAAACACGUUAUCCAACUACUGAAGAUUCGAACCUGGUAGCUGUCGGUGAUUUUAAUGGAGAUAGUCUCUUGGAUAUCAUCGUUCUCAGCCUAACUGAGAAAGUUGCAGUAUUCGUAGGCUAUGGUAAUGGAAGUUUUUCGAUGAAAACGAGCUUCUCCUUAGGUGGUGAACCGAUGUCGGUUGUUGCCGGUAAUUUCAAUGGUGAUAAGUACACAGAUUUUGCUGUUAUUCGUAGGGACGAUACGAAUGGGAUGCAAAUGACUGCGAGUAUUUUUCUGACCUAUGCAAAUGGAACUUUUCAAGAACGAAAACUUUUUCCACGCGAUCAUUAUGCAACAGCAAUAGCUGUUGAAGAUUUUAACAAUGAUAAAUAUAUGGAUAUCGCUGUUACUAGUCAUAUACAUCAUAAUGUGAUUAUUAUUUUGGGGGAUGGUAAUGGAAGUUUUACAGAACAAAUAAUUAAUUUGCCUCGUAGUGGACCGUCAGUUACAGAUGCUGGUGAUUUCAACGGCGAUAAUUAUAUAGAUCUUAUUAUUAGUCAUUUGAAUAGUGAUGAUCUCAGUGUAUUCCGUAAUUACGGCAAUGGAAGUUUUGAAAAACAAAUGACAGUUAAAACUAUGAACAAGCCAACACAUCUGAUUCACGGUAUUUUCAACGAUAAUAAUCGACUAGAUAUUAUUAGUGAUUGUGCGUUUGGUGAUUGUAUCUCUAUUAAUCUAAAUACCUGUUAA